Molecule: messenger RNA, 2070 nt
Organism: Mercenaria mercenaria
Lineage: Eukaryota; Metazoa; Mollusca; Bivalvia; Venerida; Veneridae
Product: von Willebrand factor D and EGF domain-containing protein-like
Exons: 10
Source: RefSeq, a predicted model, not a curated record
AUGGUCGUACUGAACCCUCGGAUACUUGUAACAAGUGGAGAAUCAGCUAACAUCCAUCUACAGCCAACGAUUCCUCUUGGAUGCCGACGUCCUGACGCUUUACCGGCAUUCCGACAAGAAUCUUGCAGUGUUGACAUUGAAAUGUUUGAUCCUAAUUCCAAAUAUUCGUGCAAGGACACAUCUGUGACUUCUAUAAGUAAUCAGAAACUAUGUGGAAGCAGUCUAACGGGAUGGAGAAACACCACUUCUCAAGCCUGUAUGCACCGGCACAAUGUUUACCAGUGUAGUUACACUCAAAUAAAAUCACAUCUCCGUUCCCAGACGAUUCGUAUAGCUGUAACAAACGAUCGAUUGCAAUAUCCGGAUGAUAAAACAUUUACUUUGCAGCUUAGAACAGGAAACCUUGCUCCCCAUACGUUCUGGCAGAGUGCGCGACUAGAUGAUGUGACGAUAAUAUAUACAGGAGGAAGUCGAAAUCUUGAAUGGAGAAGAAAGUCCUGUCAUGUCCAAAAUGAUCCACAUUUGUGCAGUUUUGACGGAGGGUAUACAUACAUGUCGGAAUUUGGUCAUUAUCUUCUGUAUAAUAAUACGAAGUACUCAACAGAUGUUCAGAUAAAAACACAGCCCUGUGAUGCGGAUGGCACCAGCGCUUCAUGCACAUGUGCAGUUGCAAUCCAGGCUGGUGGGGAUGUUUUCCUGAUGGACAUCUGUGAUAAAAUUAAACGUGCAUCGUUCAUUCACUGUCGAUCAAACAAGCUUAAUGCAAUCGAAAAGACGACAAAUACAGAUUAUGAGAUAUAUCUUCCUACUGGCACGAAAGUUGAGGUUCAUAUGAAACAUUAUAGUCAAUCGGACUUUCUUAACGUGUAUAUUUAUCCGUCUCCGUCUGAUGUACGUAAUACCGAAGGAUUAUGUGGAAAUUUAACCGGACAGCGUGACGAGACUUUAAACAGUAUAUAUAUUUCAAAAUGGCGGUUGCAACAUAGUUUGUUUAACACAGUGAGAUAUGACCAUCCGUCAACUUGGACAUACGAUUAUAAUGUCUGCAUUUGUCCCCGAGCUAUUCCAGGAGCAACUGUACCUACUUCAAAUUCCAACGGAGAUAAAGAUUCUAGCGCAUCUUGUUUUUCUCAGCAAUAUGCAACAUGUACAGAAAGCACCAACCUUCAGGGUGAGAGAAAGGUCUGCACAAUACGUAAUAAGAGAUCUACAGAACGACAUCGAAGAAAUAUUGAAAGAUUGCAUGCACUGGCAGCAUCACAUAUAAGUAGUCAUGAUCGAAUGCGAAAGAGUACAACGAAUGUACAACUUACUGAGGCACAGGCAUACAAGGAAUGUCUAGAUGUAUUCAAAUCAAAACCUACAUAUAGUAUGGUUGGUGAUUUACCAAGCAGUGUUUCUCUGAAUGAAUCAUUAUCAUCUUGUGUGAACGAUAUGGUGGUUGAUGGGCGGGCGUUUUGGAAAGAAGAAAAUUAUAAUAGUUGGGUUUGUGUUAUUUCUCAAGAAAUCGGUCGAAAUGGAACAUUUAGAAGAGAAAAGGAAAACGUUGUCCGCAGAUUUAGAAGUGUUACAUGUCCGUCUCAAUGUCAUGGUAACGGCGACUGCGUGAAUGGAACAUGUAUCUGUAAGGAUGAUUAUGUUGGAGUUUCCUGCUUUGUAAAGAAGUCUGAUCCUCUAGAACUGACGGAUAUAGAAGGCGGUGGUGAAUGUGAUCUUGCAUAUGGCGAUGAUUGUCACGAAUGUCUUCAGUUUCAUACAGUGAACCUUCUUAAAGGCUUCAAAUGCAAAAUUGAUACGCAUGAUCUUGAUGAGAACGGAACAGUCGUCCAAUCGACUGAGCACAAACGCAACGGAGAAUAUGACAGUAUAUUUGACGGAUACUGCUGCCCUUCAGCUGCGGAAGAACGGCGGAAGAGAUCAACGGAACCUUCUGGUUUUACUGUGAGAUACUCUAUAUCAAUAAGUAACGAUGGUAUACACUUCGGACCGAGUAGGAAUGUCCAUGUGUUCGAUUCAACAUGUCAGACAUAUGUAGUGAUGGCAAACGGGGAAUGGAUGUUCAGCUUAAGG